AUGUGCUAUCAAAAGAUACUGGAAAUUGAGCCAGGAUGGGAAAAGAUUGUCAAAGGUAAGGCAGAUAACACGCUGAAAGGUUUUGUUGGCUACUGAAGUCUAUUAAUCAGAUUCGCUCAUGGUCCCACUUAAACAAACUACAAUUUAUAAAGGCUUUAUUGAGCAUUCAUAACAUCUCCAUAAACACUACAUAGAUGCCUCACAAAUAAUUUAUGAGCAAACUCAGCAAAGUCAUACUAUGUAAGGGGUUAUAUAUGACCCAUGUAACCAUAGGGCAAGGAUCAUCAACUAGAUUAUUUUUUGUUGAGCGGAUGCUCAGAGGGCCGGAACAUAAUUACAAAUCAUUUGUAGGCUGCAAAUUGACUGCAAGAAGCUCAAACAGAUAUAACAUUUGACUAAAACAUAAUAAUUUCAAACCUUGCUUACAUUUGUAUACGAUCACAAAUAUCUCUAUUAUGCGUGGAAAUACUUUGGAACAGAUUUUCUAAAUUAAAAUCAAUUGGAGCUGAUUUGCUGGUGUUUUUUAUGUUCCUAAAUAAAUAAAUAAAUAUAUAUAUAUUAUUUUUUGGGGCUCAUAAAACUUGGAGGGCCAAAUAAAAUCACCGCCAGUAGGGGAACCCUAGGGCCUAGGCUAACCCACCAUCUUCAGGGAUGUGAUUAUUCCUGAUUAAUCAGAAAUGUAUGUACCCUCUAUUCAUAUACAGUGAGGGAAGAAAGUAUUUGAUCCCCUGCUGAUUUUGUACGUUUGCCCACUGACAACGAAAUGAUCAGUCUAUAAUUUUAAUGGUAGGUUUAUUUGAACAGUGAGAGACAGAAUAACAACAAACAAAAUUCAGAAAACGCAUGUCAAAAAUGUUAUAAAUUGAUUUGCAUUUUAAUGAGGGAAAUAAGUAUUUGACCCCCUCUCAAUCAGAAAGAUUUCUGGCUCCCAGGUGUCUUUUAUACAGUUAACGAGCUGAGAUUAGGAGCACACUCUUAAAGGGAGUGCUCCUAAUCUCAGUUUGUUACCUGUAUAAAAGACACCUGUCCACAGAAGCAAUCAAUCAAUCAGAUUCCAAACUCUCCACCAUGGCCAAGACCAAAGAGCUCUCCAAGGAUGUCAGGGACAAGAUUGUAGACCUACACAAGGCUGGAAUGGGCUACAAGACCAUCGCCAAGCAGCUUGUUGAGAAGGUGACAACAGUUGGUGCGAUUAUUCGCAAAUGGAAGAAACACAAAAGAACUGUCAAUCUCCCUCGGCCUGGGGCUCCAUGCAAUAUCUCACCUCGUGGAGUUGCAAUGAUCAUGAGAACGGUGAGGAAUCAGCCCAGAACUACACGGGAGGAUCUUGUCAAUGGUCUCAAGGCAGCUGGGACCAUAGUCACCAAGAAAACAAUUGGUAACACACUACGCCGUGAAGGACUGAAAUCCUGCAGCGCCCGCAAGGUCCCCCUGCUCAAGAAAGCACAUAUACAGGGCCGUCUGAAGUUUGCCAAUGAACAUCUGAAUGUUUCAGAGGAGAACUGGGUGAAAGUGUUGUGGUCAGAUGAGACCAAAAUCGAGCUCUUUGGCAUCAACUCAACUCGCCGUGUUUGGAGGAGGAGGAAUGCUGCCUAUGACCCCAAGAACACCAUCCCCACCGUCAAACAUGGAGGUGGAAACAUUAUGCUUUUGGGGUGUUUUUCUGCUAAGGGGACAGGACAACUUCACCGCAUCAAAGGGACGAUGGACGGGGCCAUGUACUGUCAAAUCCUGGGUGAGAAACUCCUUCCCUCAGCCAGGGCAUUGAAAAUGGGUCGUGGAUGGGUAUUCCAGCAUGACAAUGACCCAAAACACACGGCCAAGGCAACAAAGGAGUGGCUCAAGAAGAAGCUCAUUAAGGUCCUGGAGUGGCCUAGCCAGUCUCCAGACCUUAAUCCCAUAGAAAAUCUGUGGAGGGAGCUGAAGGUUCGAGUUGCCAAACGUCAGCCUCGAAACCUUAAUGACUUGGAGAAGAUCUGCAAAGACGAGUGGAACAAAAUCCCUCCUGAGAUGUGUGCAAACCUGGUGGCCAACUACAAGAAACGUCUGACCUCUGUGAUUGCCAACAAGGAUUUUGCCACCAAGUACUAAGUCAUUUUUUGCAGAGGGGUCAAAUACUUAUUUCCCUCAUUAAAAUGCAAAUCAAUUUAUAAAAUUUUUGACAUGCGUUUUUCUGGAUUUUUUUGUUGUUAUUCUGUCUCUCAAUGUUCAAAUAAACCUACCAUUAAAAUUAUAGACUGAUCAUGUCUUUGUCACUGGGCAAACAUACAAAAUCAGCAGGGGAUCAAAUACUUUUUUCCCUCACUGUACCUUUAAUUCAGUAGGGUUAGGGAACAUUUGUGUUGCCUCCUUGAAAGUUGUAUCCUUUCUAAUCUGUGGCCCUACUAGCUGUUUACAAUAUAUGAUGCUAUUUACAACAUAUGAAUGCAUAUUAUGAAACGGUUGUCAUACUGUCCUACACUCCUUUGAUCCACCGCAAUGAGGUUACCCCAUGCUAGGCUCCUCAGAAGCCAUCUGUCUCUGAGCCCAUGUUCUCUCCUUUCUUCUUCAAGAGUAUCUGACCCAAGUGGAUUUGGAGGAAGAAAGAGAAUGCCAGGAAAGCAAAGCUUGGGAGGAGUUUGAUAAGGGAGAAGAAAAGGCCACGACAGUGCUCCAACUGUUGAAAAAGCUGGACAGACCCGAUCAGUUCCCGCUAUACUACUGCGGAGGGCUCAAUCUUCUGUCACACGCCAUUACAGACUGUGAGUACUCUGUUGGGAGCUUCCCCCUCCCUCCAAAUCCUGUGUGAGUGUAGGUGAAUGUUAUUUCUCGCUUCGCUUCCCCAACCCUCAUCCUAUCUUGUAGGCCAAAUGGAUGUCAAUGGAUGCUCCUUCAGGUCAAGGGAGGACAGCGUUGACAGGUGGGUUUCUCUUAUUCAUGGUUCUUGUAGUCGACUCUGAAAAAUGCAGUUAAUCUACAGUUACUGAAGAAAUGUGAAACUGUGUGGAGCUCAAAUCACUGCACAGACCUAAUGUUUGUUGUGUUGGUUAUGGUCAAUUUGUAAUCCUCUGAAAAUAAAAUCCAGAAGGGAAGACCUGACCUGACCCCUCUGCAGUAUUGAUUUCUCUUCAUGGUUAAUUUUGUCACAGUUCAGCAAACUCCCCAAUAUUGCCCUGCCGAGGCACUAGGUAAGGAAAGGACACACGGAAGUGGAAUAAUAAAUAUGUGUUUACAAUCCAAGCAUCCAUUUGGGAGCUGUUCUAUUACCAACAUCUCAGAUUGUGUAGAAUGCAGAGGUACAGUACUGGAUGACUUGUGCAAAAAUGGUGUAGUGCUGCACAGUAGCUAGUGUAUACAAGCCUUUAUGUUGAAUCAUUUGACAUUUUAGGUGUCACAGAUUUAUCACAUUUGACAUAAUUUAAAGGCCCAAUGCAGCUGUUUUUAUAUCAAUAUCAAAUAAUUUCUGGGUAACAAUUAAGUACCUUACUGUAAAUGUUUUCCAUUAAAAUAUUUUAGCAAAAAACUAUUUCUCAAGCAAAAAUUUUGCUAGGACUGUCUGGGAGUGGCAGAGAGGUAUGGAACUCUCUUUGUAAUUGGUCUAUAACCAAUUUACCACUUGGUGAUGUCUCCAGGCAAGCCAAAACUUAGAAGGUCCUGUGUAAAUUGUAUUUUCAAACAACAGGAAAUAACACUGAUCACAUUUUUUCACACUUUUACAGUGUUAGUUUCAUCAGCUGCUAUACAAUAUGAUACAAAACACAGGAAAAACUGAAUUUUGACUGCACUGAGCCUUUAAGAUGCACACAUGUUCCCACUAUAAUGUUACAUUUACAUAAUAUGUGUGAACUACCAGUAUCAAUUAGAACAAACUACUUGACCAUCAGUGACAAUAAUCAAUGAUGUCAAUGGUAGACUACUACCUAACAUUUCCAGUCUGGGUUUUCACUUCCCUCUUCAUAUGGAUGGAUACAACCCGUCAGAUGAUCUACUGAUUGUAAUACUGACUGUCUUACAAUGUCAUUCAAUGAAAGGGCAAACGUUACAUAAUUCACAGUUGAACAUCUCCAAGGAGAGUGUAGAAACGACCUGCUUAGCAUUACCAGCUCUCUCGCCACCAAAUCACCUUGGCAGAUCUUUUUUUCCCUCUUCUCCUACAUGUUCUCUGCACACAGGCCCGGUCUCAUCGUCUUUAUGAGGGAAAUAGAGGAGGACCUUUGGCUCUGGAUUAGUUUAAUUUUUUCCACUCUCUCCUGCCCUUGACCGCCAGGCAAUGUGUUUCUGAAGCCUGGCCACGGGCACACUGUGAUGAUGUAUUGGGCUCACUGAGGUAGGGAAAGGCCUCCCAGUCCUGAUGUUAUCUGCUCUUCCUACCAGGCACUGGCCAGACGCUGUUCCGAUUAAACAAUGGCUUCAGUAUCAUCCAAACCAAUGACACCGUAAGAGGGUAAAGAGACUCGAGAGAUGCCCCUGACUGACUGACUGGAGUUAGGGACAGUCAGAGCAAACCAUGGACCCAAAAAGUUUUUCAAACCAAAGAGAUGCUGUCUUUCAAAGUCACUCUCUUUCUGUUAGUUGCUAGUUAAAUAUAGCCACAAUAGAAUGAGCUCCUUUAGAGAUUUGGAUGAACCUGUAAUGUGCUGUGCCCCACGCAAUGUACUAUAUAUAGUAGGUGUUAUGUGGGGUGAGACACUAAUCACGACUCCCUCAUGUCAAAUUAGAUAGGUUAUUAUUAACCUAAAGUCGACCACAAUUGUUCUUGUGAAGCGUUUUGGACUUGUGGUCAUAUUUCAGACCAGCACAGAUUGUCAGGAAAGUGGUUCAAGUUUUCAGCACAAAGUAAUGAGAAAAAUAUGCAAUUGGGUUUCUUUAUUUUCAGUUGCUUGUUGCAGAAAUCGACAGCGCCAUGCGCAGAGGAGCUAUGCAAAUCCAUACUGAAAUUGUGGAGGGUGAUUUGCGAUGGAAAUGGUUUGUAGACAGACAUUAGAGUGAUAUUUUCUCGUCUUUUUUGCACAUAGAUUUUUUUGUCAAGAGAAAUGGUGAGAAAAAAAUUCAUCAAAUGCCAAAUGACUUCCAGUAUCCCAUUGUUUUGUCGUUAUUCUGCCUGUCAUCCGUUUUUGCCAACUCCUUAUUAAGUGCCCACUUGUUCUGUAGUUACACAAGCAAUAUGUGCUUAAGGGGCAAUCUGGGAUUGGUACAUCCAUUUUUUAUGAAUGAUAUAGCCAUUGAUUCUUGAAGAAUAUAAUUUAUACAUACCUCAUGUUUUGCAGAACCCACAAAAUAUAAGCUUGUUUUACUCCAUUGUUUGUAAACAAUGUAAUUGUAAACUCACACUUUGUAGCUUCAAAACAUGAUUAAAACAACCAUUUGGGGUGACCACUUCUUUGUUGUUUGAAUCCCAGACUGCCCCUUUUACCACACCAAAAUUCAUGAAAACUUGUUACCAAGAUAAAAUAUGAUACAGCUAUCCAUUCAAUUAUACAGCUAUCCAAAACCUGUUGUGCCAAUGUCAAAAUAGGGGAAAUGCAUUUGAUGUAGAAAAUCUCUCAAUUAAGGAGGCAAGUGCAAUUAUAUUGUUGCUAUUGCAUUUAAGGUAGGCCUACUAUCAUCCCCUGACAAAUAGCAUUCAAAUCGAUUCAAACUGCAUGCAACAUAUGAUUACAUUCAAUCUUUGCUACAACUGUCACUGGAACUGUCCCUGUUGCUGAAGGUAUUUAGUCUUACAUCAGCUCUCUUGCUGCAUUUGCACUUACCGGUGCCUGCUAUUCAGAAUAUUGUGUCAUCCAUCAUAUGUAAUCAUUAAAACAAUGACAUAGCAAGUUGGAUAAUUGUCUUGGCUUAAAGAAAAGUGCUAAUGAAAAUGUUCGUCUUUCUCACACCACUCUGCAGGUUGGUGGGAAACUUGAUGGUGUGCAUAUCCACACAGAGCCAGCUGGAAACCACAGCGUUAGCUAUUUUGGAGAACUUUGCCACAGAAAACAAAUAUGUACACUGUAGCUAAUGCAAUAAAUAGCUUUUCGUAACAAAAUGGUGGAUGUUAUUAUUUGGAGGGAAAAACCCGCACUCACUGAAAUAUUCUUUAUGUUUUAAUGUAUUUUUUUAGGAGCAGAUGUCAGAACAAAUGGAUAUGUUUCGGCGGCAGCCUUCGACAGUGUUUGGAGAACAAUGCUAUCACAAUGCUAUCACUUCAAAGGAAAAAAUCCAUACAAAUUCUCAGUGGCGCAACUUUGGUUUUAGAAGUUGGGAGGGACAUAAUUAUUAUUAUACAGUGGGGAAAAAAGUAUUUAGUCAGCCACCAAUUGUGCAAGUUCUCCCACUUAAAAAGAUGAGAGGCCUGUAAUUUUCAUCAUAGGUACACGUCAACUAUGACAGACAAAAUGAGAAAAAAAAAUCCAGAAAAUCACAUUGUAGGAUUUUUAAUGAAUUUAUUUAUUUAUUUAUUUCUAACCACUGCCGCUCCUCUUCUCAUCAUUCCAUUUGUUUUGUCUUGCUUUUUACACACACAUGGUUCAUAUCUCCUCAUCAGUCCCUGUAUAAGUAUUCCCUCUGCACCCCAUGUCUGUGUGUGAUUGUUUCCAUGUGGAGGUGUCGAUAGCUCGGUGGAGCAUUAUGUACUUUAUCGCCGGGAUAUUCACCCGUGUGUUUUGUUUUUCCCAGUGCCCCAUUAAGUCGCACUGUAGUUGUUUUACGCAUUGCUGCGAUCCGAUGUAUUGGCCGAAUAAACUAUUAUUCUGGGAUUUACACCUCCUGCGCCUGACUCCGUCCAAAUCACCCGCUACAAUUCCGAUGAAAAUCCGAUGAAUUUCAAAUCUAAUUAAUAGGAUUCUAAAGCUAAGAAUAAGCUGCCAGCUGAUAGCAAAUCUAAAAAAAAUUGAAUGAUGAAAAAGUGACGAGUUUAUCUGUUCUUUUGUUUUUUGAUUUGGAGUCUCUCCCUAGUCAAGUGCAGUUGGGGUAUAUAAACUAUAAAGUCAGAGCAUUUAUCCCAAGACCAAUGCAGUGUGAUCACUGUAAAGCUUUUGGUCAUGUGUCAAGGGUUUGCAGAAGGGAGAAACCGAGAUGUCCAAGUUGUGGAAAAUAUCAUUUAAUGUGUUAUAAAAGUGAUGAAAAAGUAAAAUGUUGCAAUUGUGGUGGGAACCAUGAAGCCACGUCUUUUGAAUGCCCGACAAGGGUGAAAUAAAAUGAAUUGGCCAAAGUUAGGGUUGUACAGAGCAUUUCCUAUGCAGCAGUGGUUAAAAGGGUUGAGAGUUUGAAUGGUGCUCCUGAAGAGUCCAUGGUGGUGGAUAGGCCUUCAAUGCAAGCUGCAGGGGUUGCCUUUCACCAAGAUGAUCCUGACAUUUUAAAGGUUAAAAAGGUGGACUUUGUGGCCUUUAUAGCAAUGGUGAUUAAUGGCACUGCCAAGGUGGAGAAAAGAUCUAGGAAGAUAUAAAUAAUUGUGGUUGUGGCGGAACAGUUCCUGGGGCUGAAAGAUUUCUCAGCAAAAGAGUUACAUGGAAUAUUGUCAAAAGCCGUACCAGUCUAUCAGGUCCUAUAGCCUGAGAAGGUAGAUAUAGAGAACUAAAAGAGUUUUGUUUGUUUUGGCAAUGUACUAUUUUUAUUACGGUGGAGUAAGUUAGUAUCACUAUGAAGUAUGGUUUAAUUUUUUCUUUUAUAUAGUUUGUGGUUUCAAACCGUCCAGUUGGUGGCGGCAAUGCAACUUUUGGAUGUAGUCCACCAUAAAACCCACAGAAGAAGAAAAAGCCAGAGGCCUAGCCCACUCUACCCAUUGUAGCCCUUCCCCUGUGUGAGUGAGAGGUGCAGGGUGCAGACAGCGCCGUGAAGUAAUGACAGAUGUCCGAGGAGAGAAGUAUCUAACAAAAAAAAUGCCCAGAUUUACAGCAGAGGAGCUGAGGAGUAAACACUUGGCGACCAGAAUAACAGCCAGGAACAGGCCAGGGAGUUUCCAGCUGAACUGUACGAGGACUGUACUGGCAAGCUUCCCAUGUUGUCACUCCAGCUCCAUCACGUCAUUUAGCUAACUUAGUUGAGGUAAUGUUAGCUAGCUAACGUUAACAAGUUAGCCAAAGUGACGUGAUGGAGCUAUCACAACAAGUGACAAGUUAGGAAUUACAAAAGCAGCAAGUCACAGACAUAUUUUUUGUGACUUUUUUCCCACUAUUUUUUGUUAACUAUCAUUGUUUGAAAAUGUCGUUGUGUGUGAGACAUACUGCUGUCAGGUUUAUGAACUGUGUGUGUCUGUGUAUGUGUCGCUUCAGGAGAGAGUGUGCUUAGCUUCAAAGCUUGCGAUCCACUAUAGGCCUGCUAUUGCGCUCAACCUGAGUAAUCUUAAUUUACAAAAUGUAACCAUUGUUCUUUAUUUUCUACAUUUUUUUCAGUCCAAACAAGAACACAGACCCAGGCCUGUCUGGCAAAUACCCCCUCCACAGCUGAGAGAAAGGAGUUAAUCUUGGACUUCAUAAGAAUGUUGCUAAUUUUCCCCUAACUUCGGACACUCUCUAGCGGUUGGUGGACUAAGUCACCUCGAGGUCAACAUUUAAAUGGACUGGAAAAUAACGGAAAGUUUUGUGACUAAAGACACCGUUCUAGCUAGCUGACCACCGAUUUUCAUUGCAAUUUUUGUAAGUUACGUUUUUUUUACCGGAAGGCUAGCCAACUAGUCAACUAUCUAGUAAACACUUCGGGUACGUGGUUGGUGUCUCUUUUUUGAACUAAAUUAAACUUGUAAUUGAACAAAAUAGUAAGGUGGCCAAUAACUGGGGAUCGUAUGCCGAUAAUACGGGACGUAUAUGGUACCGCAUGUCAUGACUCAUGCAAAAUUAUAUAAUACUGAUUUGUGUUUGUAGCCUCCUGUGAUUUAUUGGCCGUGUCCCAUACUAUAUACACUGUGUAGCCCAUUGUUCCUUGUCAUGUAGGAGCUUAUUGUACAGAGUUGGCUACAUCACAUACAGCAUAGGCAAGUGAUUUGUAGCAUAUCUUCUCUAUUGUGGUUCUCUAUUACAGGAGUGGUGAACUCACUGUGAAGACAGAGAGAUCCUUUAUCCCCUCCUGGGACUGAUGAUCAACCUCUCCGGUAAUUCCUCCACAGCCAUCCAGGUACGAUAGGCUGUUAGGCUGUGCGUUUCCCAAAUAGCACCAUAUUUCCUAAAUAGUGCACUGCUUUUGACCAGGGGUGCCAUUUGGAGUUGGGCUGUGAUUAACUAGUCCUUGGCCCACAUAUAAGGGUAACAUAUCAAUUCGAUGGGAAGAGUGAGGGAGGGAGGUGAGUGGAAGAACAAGAACAAAGAGAGCACUGAGAGCUUUUGUUUCAGCCCCUUUGGUAUAAUCAUAAGCACCCCUAUGAAAAAGUGAAAUGUAGAGUGAAAAUUUGAGUAACCUUUCUCGCUUAUCUUGCAGGAGCAUGCUGUUUCCAUCAGUGGCGUAUGCUUGGGCUUCCUGAGUGAUCCCGACGGGGGCAUCAUCACAGUGAGUGGUAUGAAUCUCACCACCUAG
Molecule: messenger RNA, 9462 nt
Organism: Coregonus sp. 'balchen'
Lineage: Eukaryota; Metazoa; Chordata; Actinopteri; Salmoniformes; Salmonidae
Source: the annotation of a GenBank genome assembly